This is a messenger RNA of Plectropomus leopardus (leopard coralgrouper), 4945 nucleotides long. RefSeq names its product macrophage mannose receptor 1-like. Lineage: Eukaryota; Metazoa; Chordata; Actinopteri; Perciformes; Serranidae. The record is from RefSeq and is a predicted model, not a curated record.
AUGAAAUGCAUGGAUAAAGUCAUCGGCUGUGAGACAUCUCAGAAGAAUAUCCACCAUGGGAAAAACCUGCAAAGCCUUUGUGCUCCUCGUCCAAAUAUUACAUUGUUUGGCUUUAGAUGAAUCACCAUUUCAACUAACUAACAAGGACACUGGUUUUUGUUUGGUUAAAACAAAUAACCACUGCAGUGACUUGCGCUGGACAACUGGUAACAGACUUCUGGUUCAACAAAGGAAGAAGUGCCUAGGAGUCCAGGGGAAAAGUGUGGGAAGUGACAUAAGCCUUUACGAUUGUGAUGAAAACAGCGACCUCCAAAAAUGGGAAUGCAAGAAUGGAACAGUGCUUGCCUUAAAAGACCAAGAGCUUUACAUUGAGCUCACUCAUGAUGGCACAGCAGCUCUCUCCAAAACAAUACGGCCCAAUAACCACCUCACAAUUUCAGGGACACCCAACGGUGCUUGUACAAGAACAUACAGAGAAUACUACACCAUUGGUGGAAAUGCAGCUGGUCUGCCGUGCAUGUUUCCCUUCCUGUACAAAGACCAGUGGUACUCAGAUUGCACUACAAUUGACUCUCGAGGAAACCAUCUUUGGUGUGCGGUUGAAACCAAAUAUCAGAGUGAACGCUGGGGCCACUGCCCAGUCACAUCAAAAGAUGGGUGGAUUGCACACCCAACAACAGGAGCGUAUUACCAGCUGAACACACAAGCAGCUCUAACUUGGGCCCAGUCUGAAGCCAGCUGCAAACAGCAGAAUGCCUCCCUGCUCAGUAUCACUGAUCCUCAUGAGCAGGCUUACAUCACAGUAAUACUAGGUACAGCGAGCACUAAGCUUUGGACUGGGCUGAUCCUGGAUCCAGAGCAUGGCUGGAAAUGGUCUAAUGGGAAGCCUUAUCGCUAUCUGAAAUGGGACUCAGGACAUCCACUACCAAAUCCAGGACACAACUGUGCAUUUACUGAUCCUGCUUUUCAGUACUCUUGGCAAAGUUCACUUUGCAGCAAGAAACUUGGGUACAUCUGCUACAGUAAAGAGUCCGAGGUACUGCCUACACAAGCUGUUGAGACAGGAUUUUGUUCAAGACCUUGGAUUCCCUACAAUGGCCACUGCUUCCACCUUAAUCGUACACAGAAAACGUGGUCUGAUGCUCAACAAGAGUGUCGCAAUGAAGGAGGGGACCUCGUCAGCAUCCACAAUGUGGAGGAACAAAGUUUUGUCGUCUCUCAACUUGGAUACACAGCAUCCACAGAUGAGCUCUGGAUUGGACUUAAUGACAGGAAGACAGAGGGCCUGUUUGAGUGGAUUGACCACUCUACUGUCAGCUUCACGAGCUGGGAAUUUGGAAAACCUGCUGUCUUCACUGAUGUAAAGGACUGUGUUCUCAUUAAGGGAGAGAAUGGAAACUGGGCUGACCAUAUAUGUGAGGAGAAACAUGGCUACAUUUGUAUGAAGAUGAGCGCCUCAAACCCCACAGGAGAUGAAGUGGAGCAGAGUGUGGGCUGCAAAACUGGGUGGAGAAGAUAUGGCUCAUACUGCUACUUUACAGGGACACAGACCAAAACUUUCCAUGAAGCCAAAGAUGACUGCAAAAGUUCAGAGUCAUACUUAGCUGAUGUUUCAAAUGGGUUGGAUAAUGCUUUCCUCAUCAGUUUGGUGGGGAUGAGAACAGAGAAAUACUUCUGGCUGGGCCUCUCCAACCAGAAAAACUUUAAGAAUUUUGUGUGGACCAACACAGACUCAGUAAGGUUUACUCACUGGAAUGCUGAAAUGCCAGGUAACAAACAAGGCUGUGUUGCAAUGACAACUGGCAUUUUUGCUGGCCUGUGGAAUGUGCUUCCCUGCACCAAUAAGGAGAAAUACAUUUGCAAACACCUGGCAGAGGGGGCAGUUUUAACCCCUGCACCACCCACUGUUACCCCUGCUGAGUGUGCGACCAGCUGGACUCAAAUUGGAUUGAGAAAAUAUUGCUAUAAGGUGUUUUCUUCAUCUUCAACUUCAAACUCAGACGGAAGGACCUGGUAUGAGGCCAGAGAUUACUGCAGGACCAUCGGAGGAGACCUGCUCAGCAUCCACAGUAAUAAUGAGCUACGACAGUUUCCAGAUCGCUAUAGCACAGUCUGGAUUGGACUCAGUGCCCCUGACCCAGUCACUGGUUAUGUAUGGAGUGACGGAUCCCCGCUGCAGUUCCAACAUUGGGUCGAAGGACAGCCAGAUAAUUAUAACAAUGUGGAAUCUUGUGCUGUUUUCAAAAUGCACAGAAAGGAUCAAAGUGGGUCUUGGGAAGAUUUGCACUGUGAGAAGUACAAAGACUGGAUGUGCCAGAUCCGUAUGGGAGUGACUCCAAAACUGCCCCCAGGCCCCAUUGCUCCUGACUACAACACGACCUCAGAUGGGUGGCUAGAAUGGAAGGGGUCUCAAUAUUAUUUUAACAAUGAGGAGAUGGCUAUGGAAGACGCUCGGCGCUUCUGCCAACAGAGACACGGUGACUUGGUAACUAUCAACAGCGAAGCUGAAAGUGUCUUCCUAUGGAAACGGGUGUCCGAAGUCUGGGACAGUUCUUACUGGAUAGGCCUAAAUGUAGAUCUUGAUAGAACAUAUGGGUGGAUGGACGGUUCUCCAGUCGUGUUUCAAAGGUGGGAUAAAGACCAACCUGUUUUCCUACGCAAUGAUGAGAACUGUGCUGUCAUGACUUCAACUUUAGGCUUCUGGCAUGACCGUAAUUGUGGGAAUGAGCAAAAGUCCAUUUGUAAACGCAGUGGCUCACCAACUGCUAACUCCACUGUAUCACCAACAGUUCCUCCUCUAAAAGGUGGCUGUCCACAAAAUUGGAAAAAAUUUGACUCAAAGUGUUACAGUAUCAUUAAUAGCCAGAAGGACACAUGGUUUGGAGCGAGGACACAAUGCAAAUCAAUGGGAGGAAAUCUGGCCUCAAUUCUCUCAAGAAAUACGCAAGUGUUUUUGACUACAAAAUUAACUGAGGCACCUACCACAGACCUGUGGAUUGGUCUGUACAAUGUGGAGGGCAAUCCAUUUCUCUGGACUGAUGGGCGACCAAUUCCAUACACAAACUGGGUGAAGGACAAGCCUCGUCGUUUCCAAAACAGGUAUUAUGAGGAUUAUGACUAUUACUAUCAUCGGCCAAGACAUAAUGAGAAACGAUGUGUCGUGAUGACAACGGAUCCAGAUGUUGGUAUAGGAAAAUGGAGAAAAACGUCAUGCAGUGACACAAAUGGAUAUGUCUGCCUUCGAAAUGUUGAUCCAUCUCUCCCAGACUCCCCUGAACCAACAAUUGCUGACUAUGUCAAAAUAUUUAAUGACUCUAUCAAGUUUAUUACUCCACAAAUGAGCUGGGAUGCCGCCAAAAAGCACUGUGAAGGUGAUGGUGCCAAACUAGCUAGCCUGCGAAGUGAGUGGUCACAGUUUUAUGUUGAGCUGGUGGCUCUGAAUCACAAAGCUCCUCUAUGGCUUGGACUAAACAAAAAAGAGACUGGCGGAUAUUUCACAUAUAUUGAUGGCUGGCGGAUCAACUUUACCAACUGGGGUGAUGGCGAACCAAGCAUGAACAGACCGUGUGUGUUCAUGAAUGUGGCUGGAGAGUGGGAGACUGCUGAAUGUGAUCAGACCAUGAGCAGUGUUUGCAUGAAGUCCACAGAUUUGCCACCAACAGAGUCAAGUGAUUUCCCAGGAUUUUGCCCUGAUGACGCAGAAACACGCAAACACUUGCGUCAGAGUGAUGGCUGGCUAUCAUUUAGGGGUUACUGUUACCUCUUUCUCACAAUAAAAACUGAUUGGUCACGUGCAUCUUCUAACUGUGCAAAGCAUAGUGGAAGGCUUGCAAGCAUUGAAGAUCCUUCAGAGCAAGAAUUCAUUCAAAGCAAUAUUGACAUGUUUAAGGACAGCCACUCCUCUUUCUGGAUCGGCUUAUAUAAAACUCACAAAGGCAAGUGGCAGUGGUUGGACAAAAGUCCCCUGGACUACACUAACUGGCGUGAAGGUCAAGCUGGUACCAAAGGUUUUGGAUUGAUUGAAGUUGGAGAUGGGAAAUGGCAUUCAAGUGACUCGUGGUUCAGCAGAGGAUAUAUAUGCAAAACUCCCAAAGUAUUAGGACAAGUGCAAAAGACAACUGUAAAACCUACAGUGGAUCCUCAAACCCAUGGCCACAUGAUUUUGGCAGUUGUCCUGGUCAUUACUGCAAUUGCCAUUGGGGUGGUCAUCACUUUGUUUCUCUUCAAGAAGUCUGGCCGACGCCUACCUAUGUCUCAAAAGUUACCAACCUUCGACAACCCACUCUUUUUUAACAAUGAGCAGUCUCAAACUGGUCUUGUUGACACCAAUAAACUGGUUGCAUAUGCAGAGGAAGAGAACUCUACAACUACUUAAACUGUGUAACACCAGCAGGGUCUCCUUGGGCAUAUAAUGUAAAACUGAUCUUUGACAAAGGGUUGAUGGCAUUCUGAUAGGGGUCUGGUUUUUUCUCUUAAAAUUACAUGUUUCAGUGCAGUUGGCAGCUUUUUCUGUACGCUUACAUUAGCUUUUAAAUGGUGGUAGGUGUUGGCAGAUUGAGUUUUAAUUGGGUUACCCACCGCAAAGCCAUAGACCUUUAUUUGUACUCAUUUGUAUCAUUGUAUAUAUAAUGACAACCGAAUUUGAGAAUGCAAGUUGGUGUGAUGGCCAUCACAGAGCAUUUGAAUCAUAUGAAAAGUCUAGAAUUUGAAAUCAUGUGUAAUCAUACAUUUUAUAAGAGAAGAAUUUACCGAUCAAUUAAAUAUAUUAACCUUGAUGGGUGGACAGAGAAUUUGUUGAUUGAGUUCAUUGAUUCAUACCAGGUUUUACUUUAAACUCUGAUGCUUGUUAGGAUUGUGAAAUGUUAACUAGACUCUAAACUAGGUGAAAAUAUAAGACAUUUCUACUGGACCAUUGUAUUCAUGAGUAAAUAAAGACAGUAUAUCA